CGGUAUUAUUCAUACCAAAACAAACUAUCACUCGAGAUAGAAGAUAAUUAUUUCUGUAUUUAGAUAAAUAUUUUAGAAUAAUCAUUUUUCGAACUUUGAUCUGCUUAGGACUAAAAUGUAGUGAUGUAAAUUUCGUAAAAAUAUCGUCAAUUAUGACUGACAUUCAUCGACAGAAAAAUUUUAUAGUUUUUUUUACAAAUAUUAGGUUAUGACAUUUUUGUUUGAAAACAUAACCCUUUAUUAUUACAAUAAGUGCAAUUUUAAAUAGAAGAAAAAUAUAUUUUGAAAAUAUGAUUCUGAAAUUGGCUGGAAUUUCAAAUAUUUCAACAGUAAGUAAAAUUAUAAGAAAUUCUAAAAUAAAUGAUUUGUAUCAUUUGACACCAGUACGUUUUAAAUCAGAUGAUUUAACGGUGAGGAUCAAUGAUGUAUCAAAGAAAAUUAGACCAGCUGAACAUCGAGAGUACAUUCCAAGAAAAUAUUUUCCUAUCGAACAAAGUCAAGAACUAUUAAGGCACCUGCGGUGGAUGCUACAGAAAGAUGUCCUAGGUCAAGAUAUGUUUUUAAUUGGUGGACCUGGUUCUCGAAGAAGAAAUUUAGCUAUGGCUUUCUUGGAGCUCACAGAACGAGAAGUAGAAUUUAUUGCAUUGUCACGGGACACAACGGAAACUGACUUGAAACAAAGGAGGGAAAUAGUAAAUGGUAGUGCAAUUUAUCAUGACCAAAGUGCAGUUCGAGCUGCGAAACAUGGACGAGUUUUAAUCCUGGAAGGCAUUGAGAAAGCAGAGAGGAAUGUUUUACCAAUAUUGAAUAAUUUGUUAGAAAAUCGGGAAAUGCAUUUAGAAGAUGGAAGAUUCCUUAUGUCUGCUGUUAGAUAUGACAAGCUGUUAGAGACUCACACCCAAGAAGAGCUUGAUUCAUGGAAGCUCGUUCGAGUAAAUGAGGAUUUUCGAGUUAUAGCUCUCGGCUUACCAUCACCUCGUUAUCUAGGCCAACCUUUGGAUCCACCUUUAAGAUCCAGGUUCCAAGCAAGACAUAUUACUCCUCCAAGUUUUCAAGAACAGAUGGAUACUUUGAAGAAGUUAGCACCGAAUGCGGAUGAAGAGAAAUUAUCACAACUUCUGUCUUGCUGUCAUGCACUCAUUAGUAAAGAAGCUAUAGAUAUUGGGCUGCCUGAUUUUCCAUUGGAUAAUUUGAUAACUGCUGCUCCGAUUCUGGAUAAAAUUCCCAAGUUGCCAGUUUUCGACGUAUUUUAUAGGUUUUAUCCAUACAAAUUAUUUCUGGGUAAAGAAGGAAGAGAGGCAGUUGAAAGUAUUCUCGAUGCUUUUGAAGUUUCACACAAAAAGAAAUCGCUACACAAUAGUGAGGAUAAAAUAUUAGGAAUUGAAGGAGAAGCUGAUUCCUGCCUAGUAUCAUUGAAAAAAAGUGAUCAAAAUGUUAAAUUGACUGUCUCUGGUAAUCCUGAAAAUAGACGACCAAAUGAUUCUUCAUUUAUAGAAACAAAAUAUCAGAAUAACUUAUUUACUGAUAUGAUUUUAUCCCAUCUGUCUUCUGACUACUGCAUAAUUGGCCCCAAAGGAUGUGGAAAAUCUACAGUUGUUGAAAUAUUAGCAAACAAUUUGGGAUAUGAAAUAGAACCAAUUGUCCUUUAUCAGGAUAUGACUUCAAGAGAUUUGAUUCAACAACGCUCGACAAUGCCAAAUGGUGAUACAAUCUGGAAGGAUUCACCACUAAUUAUAUCAGCAUUAACGGGAAAAUUAGCUGUUCUAGAUGGUAUUCAUCGAGUGCAUCCCAGUACUCUAGCUGUUCUAUAUAGACUUAUUCAUGAUCGAGAAAUUCAAGUACAUGAUGGAAAGCGAUUAAUGGGUGCAGAGCGGUUCGAUGAAAUCAAACUUAAGGACAAUAAAACAGAUAAACAAUUAAACGAUGCUGGUAUCUUCAAAAUAAAUCCUGCAUUCAAAAUCAUUGCACUAGCAGAACCGCCAGUAAUCAAUAGCCCUUCUAAUCAGUGGUUAACUUCUGAGUUGUUAAGUUUAUUUCAUUUUCAUGAAAUGAGGCCACUUCAUAAAUCUGAAGAAAUUCAUAUUCUCAAAUCAAAGUAUGGAGAACCAAGUCCACCACUAUUAAAAAUAAUUGAUCUUGCUCAUACACUUCGAUCGUCUAAUGAUCCUACUUUGCAAGCAUUAGCAGGAUCUCUGAGCACGAGACAAUUGUUAAGAAUAGCCAGUAGAAUGCACAAGUUUCCCAAUGACGAUGCUUACAAUGCAGUUCACAGAGCAUGCCUUGCACGUUUUUUGCCUGCAGUACCAAAGCAAGCUCUUGAAGAUUGUAUGAAGCAGCUUGGAAUACGUCCAAAGAAAAAUCAAUCGAUGGAUUCAAUAAAAUGCAUUAUCAGUGAUGACACUGUUACUAUUGGAAAAACGACCAUGAAUCGAUAUAAGAGUGGUGCGCUUACAAAAGUACCGGAUGUAUUGUUUUAUGAUAUUCGUCAGCAUCUUAUUUUGUUGGAAAGUUUGUUACAAGAUUUUAUACUUGGACAAAAUAUUUUACUCGUGGGAAAUCAAGGCGUUGGAAAGAACAAAAUAGUAGAUAGAUUACUUUUUCUGCUUAAUCGUCCACGUGAAUACAUUCAAUUACAUCGAGACACAACAGUUCAAACAUUAACAUUACAACCAAUCGUUAGAGAUGGAGUCGUUGUUUACGAAGAUUCACCACUAGUGCAAGCUGUUAAAUUAGGUCAUGUUUUACUAAUUGAUGAAGCUGAUAAAGCGCCUACUCAUGUUACGUGUAUAUUGAAGACUCUCGCUGAAAGUGGGCAGAUGACUUUAUCUGACGGAAGACGGAUUAUUUCACCAAGCAAGCAUGAAAAUCAUGAUAAAGAUCCUAAUACAAUAGUAAUUCAUCAAGAUUUUCGAAUGAUAGUGCUAGCCAACCGUCCAGGCUUCCCGUUUUUGGGGAAUGAUUUUUUUGGUGCUUUAGGCGAUUUAUUCAGUACUCAUUCUGUUGAUAAUCCAAGUAUGGAAGAUGAGAUUAUGUUAUUAAAACAAUAUGCUCCUGAUGUAAAUGAGACAAUCAUUCAGAAACUUGUUCAGGCCUUUGGAGAAUUGAGAAAUAUGUCAGAUCAAGGACUUCUGUCUUAUCCAUACUCUACAAGAGAAGUUGUAAACAUUGUGAAACAUUUGCAGAGAUUUCCAAAUGAAUCACUGAUAACUGUGGUUAACAAUGUUUUUGAUUUUGAUCGACAUUCUCCCGAAGUCUUUGAUACUUUAAUCAAGGUUUUUACCAAAUACGACAUUCCCAUUGGAACUGUGGCCGUAAAUAAAAAUGGUAAUCGUGAAUAUUUGCAAGUCACAAAAGAGAGAUAUUCAGGUCUCGACGUGUCUGGUCCAAAGCACGGAAAAGUAGAUCCCAAAAAUGAGCCCCAUGUGGGUGGAAACACUUGGGCUGGUGGAACAGGAGGGCGGGACACAGCAGGAUUGGGAGGUAAAGGCGGACCAUAUCGUCUAGAUGCAGGUCACACCGUUCAUCAAUUAAGUGACGAGGAGAAAAAUGCUGUACCUGAACACGUAAAAAAAGCAGCACGCGAAAUGGGAAUUCGUGCAUUCAAGGAACGUUUAAAGGAAAUUCGCAUGAGCGAAUAUGAUCACAAAUUAUAUUCUCAGUUUAGCGACGCAGUUUCCAAGCAAGUGAAAUCUCUGAGAGUAAUUUUAGGAAGUCUCCAAGCUAAAAGCAAUGAGCGGCAAUGGUUACGGCAUCAAACGUCGGGUGAAUUAGAUGAUACGAAAUUGAUAGAAAGUUUGACAGGAGAAAAAACAAUUUAUAGACGAAGAGCAGAGAAAGAACCUGAAAUUGGAACACCACUACUGAAACCGAAGAGAUUGAAACUAGUUGUUGACGUUUCUGGGAGUAUGUACCGAUUUAAUGGCUAUGAUGGAAGAUUGUAUCGGGAGCUAGAAGCAUGUGUGAUGGUGAUGGAAGCGUUUUGUGGAUACGAAGGGAAAUUUAAAUACGAUAUCGUUGGCCAUUCAGGCGACGAAUAUAACAUACUUUUUGUAGAUUGCAACCAACCACCUACUGACAAUAAACAAAGACUAGAAGUCAUUAAGACGAUGUACGCUCAUGCCCAGUACUGCUUGUCUGGUGAUCAUACAUUAGAGGCUACAGAGCAUGCGAUUACCAGCCUGGCUAAAGAAGAAGCUGACGAAUCUAUUGUUGUUGUUCUUUCGGAUGCAAAUUUGGAGCGUUACGGUAUUCCGCCUGAGAAAUUUGGAAAAUUAUUAACUUCAUGUCCUGAAGUAAAUGCGUAUGCUAUUUUUAUAGGGUCUUUAGGAGAUCAAGCAGAUAGGGUUAUGAAAAAAAUGCCAUCAGGACGAGCAUUCGUAUGCAUGGAUCUGCAAAAUAUUCCUCGAAUUUUACAACAAAUAUUUGCUGCAUCGGUGUUGAGCACACGAUCAAGUUGAAGUGAAAUUAAAAUAUCCUGCGUGCAUUGAAGAAAGGGUGAAUAAGUCUAUUGCAAGGGGAUGAAUGUCUGUGCUGUGUGUGGAACAUUCCAAAAUUCGCCAGACCGAAUGCUCACGGGGAAUCCCGAGGGAUGACGGGGUAAGCCGAGCUGGUACGAGUGGAGUGGGACGUUCUGAUGUCAGUGGCACGCCGGUCGUUGA
Molecule: messenger RNA, 4658 nt
Organism: Chelonus insularis
Lineage: Eukaryota; Metazoa; Arthropoda; Insecta; Hymenoptera; Braconidae
Gene: c12.2
Product: von Willebrand factor A domain-containing protein c12.2
Exons: 15
Coding region: 291-4457 (1388 amino acids)
Cellular component (GO): cytoplasm
Molecular function (GO): ATP hydrolysis activity; ATP binding
Source: RefSeq, a predicted model, not a curated record